AGCACUUUCGUCUUCGAUGGCAUCGACCACCUCUCUCAGCAUGAAUACAGACCAGACUUUCACUCUGGAUACCAUCCCCGAGGUCGAUAUUGUCUUUCCUCAUCACGAAAGACAAGAAUCCCUCGCCACAUUGCCUGCUGCGCUCCCAUUACCUCCCCGGAAGAGUGAGCCCAUCAGCAUGACGACUCACUAUCAUCUGUUAUGUAGAUCGCGUGGGCAUAGGGUCUGCAGAUGCCUGGGUGCAGCAGGCUAUCGAGGAAAGGUGCCUCUAGCGAGAAGGCGAGAUUCUGCACCCGGCAUGGUGGUGGUAGACCUUGUCGGUAUCAUGGCUGCCGUGUGGCCUCUCGGGGCCUUCUAGGAUUUUGUUAUAAGCAUCGUCAUCACAGUGGUCACUGUUUUGACUCAAAGUCGUCAUGUGAUGGUCUCAACAGCCAAAGCAGAUAUCGUCCUCCCGCCACGAAUAAUCAAAUGUCUCGACAGUCGAAUGGAUGGCGGUGCGACCAACCUGGGGAAUCGGGACUGACCCUUCCCUUCACAGAAAGUUCAUUGAUGGAUGACCUCGGACGGUGUACGAGUAUCAGCCUCGGGACCUCCGAAGUGGACAAGACUCCGGAGAAAACUUCUGCUGAGUAUAUGGCGUUUACAUUUGACUCUUCUUACGACCAUGCAUCAUUUCUCAAUCUCGACGAGCUUUUCUGUGUUCCCUCGGCGCUUUUGAGUCUCGAAGAAUCCCUAUGGCUAACGGCAACGACUCCUCUGAAAUAUUAGCUCUUUAAACCAUCUUUCUUCGACAAUAACUACAUUUCGCCUGGGUACAUCAGUGCUAUUCUCAUGCGCAGCGCUCUUUUGCCUGCCCAGCAGCUAUUAUCUUAUCAUUUUGAAGCCUAUGUAGUGGUGCACUACGUUUCCCACAUCAACGAUCUUCUUUCCAUAUGAGCGAUGUUUGCGGCGAGUGGCGAGGCUACCCGAGACUGUUUUUCUAUUUCGUGUGUCUCAUAACUAAUGCUUCACACGCCUAUAACAACAAUCGAACACUUGCCCUUGAGAAACUUCGUCUCCCGAAGUUUUUACAGGUUUUCAACAUCUGUAAGCGCUGCAGAGUUAUGAGGAAUCGCC
Molecule: messenger RNA, 1116 nt
Organism: Perkinsus marinus ATCC 50983
Lineage: Eukaryota; Perkinsozoa; Perkinsida; Perkinsidae
Exons: 3
Coding region: 232-768 (178 amino acids)
Source: RefSeq, a predicted model, not a curated record